UUCCAUUAUUAACAUAAAUUGAGCAGCAAUUGAUCUGCCUUAACGUGAGUGAAAUAUUUUUCAGUGAAAAUUUUAAAAAAAUGGUAUUCAGACUCUAUUUAUUUGUUAUAAUAAUUUUCACAUUGUUUGCUAUGUUCAGAUGUAAACCUAUAUUGGGAAAUUUACAUGAACUGGUAUGUACAGAAGCCGGAUGCGAAGAAAAUUUACCAGAAAUAAUAUGUUCAAAAUAUGAGGAAACUUCUGCUACAAAUCCAUAUGAAGUUUCCGUAGUUUAUCAAUGUUUAGAUCCAAUGACUAAUGAAGUAAUAAAGGAAACAAAAGGCACAAAACAAACUAAUUUUCCAUUGCCAUUUGAAUUUAGUAUUUAUCAAAGGCAAAAGUGGCAAGGAGGUCAAUUUUCAUAAUUUAAAAUUCUCAUUAUUAAUUUUAUUAUGUUUAAUAUUUAAUAUUAUUAUUAUGAUACCAUUAUUAUUUAAUUAAUUUAAUUAAUAUUGUAUAUAGCAUAAAUGAGAAUGACGGGCUAAUACAAAAUUCGAAUUAGCAAUCACAUAGUAUUUCUAUAUUAUCCAAACAAACAACUCAAUUAAUGCAGAGUGUUCGGAUAACACGAAAGCUCGGUUGAUCGAAGGUCGGAAAAACGAGGUUUCACUGUAUAGCCAACAUACUCUGUACAUACUUUCUAUAUUCAAUGUUUAUCACGAAUAGUAUAAUAAUUUGCUAUAUAUAGUGUAAAAACGAUAUAUUGUUAUAUUAUAAAAGAAUUAUGUUAUACAGUUGAUCGUAAAGUGAAUAUAAACAAUGUCGAAAUGUCGAAUGCAUUUGAUUUUAAGAAAAUGCUUCGAGAGAUUUUAUCCAACAUUUCAAUAAACAUGUUUGUCAAAUGUGUUUGUUUUAUCAAACGUAUGCAAAACUAAAAUAAAAUUGAUAAAUGGCGUCUGGAUCGCUUUUUAUAUAGCCUGCUUGGGCGGGACAGUUGAUAAGUAAAGUCCUUGUAAACAAAAUGUACUGCCUGUUUAAAAUCCUAUUCAAAUUCAAGGUAAAGUGACUAACCCAUACGCCAAUUAUCAAAGCACUUUCAAAAUAUGAAUGUAAAUGAUCGAAAUACCCUAGAAGUUUUUUUUUUUUUUGAGGAAAUAUUUUUAUAUGUAAUUAAGUAAAGAUUCAAGUAUAUUUCACUCACUUAUUUGUAAUUGUAUUAUUUUAACAAAAAAUAAAUGUGAUUUUUUAUUA
Molecule: messenger RNA, 1230 nt
Organism: Chrysoperla carnea
Lineage: Eukaryota; Metazoa; Arthropoda; Insecta; Neuroptera; Chrysopidae
Exons: 2
Coding region: 81-404 (107 amino acids)
Source: RefSeq, a predicted model, not a curated record